Molecule: messenger RNA, 873 nt
Organism: Copidosoma floridanum
Lineage: Eukaryota; Metazoa; Arthropoda; Insecta; Hymenoptera; Encyrtidae
Source: RefSeq, a predicted model, not a curated record
ACUGACCGUAAUAUUCACUGCGGGAAUCCUCUUCACCCAACACUGCAUUUUUUAUUUUUUCUUUGUAAUUUGUAAACAGGCUCCGAAAGUUGUUGUACGGUAAUUUGAUAUCUCUCUCACUGAAUAAGUGAUCUACAUUUUUAGAUAAGAGUGGCGGUGGUAUUGUGAUAGAUUACGUUUACUUAUUUAUUACAUUGAUUACACACGCAAUAUAUCGGAGAUGGGUAUCCACAUAAAUACCUGUGUAAAUCAUAAAACUAGUGCGAUUGUUCGAAUGGUUUAUCUUCUACUUUAGAUCUAACUCGAGUUUUAUAAAUAAUUACAUGUAGAAGGCUUUACAAUCGAAUCGAUUUUGUUUCAAUUAAGUUCAUAUGAUGGACGUCCAAAACAGUGAUUUAGAGGAACAAUGCGAAAAUGCAGUGUUUAAAAUUUGCUGCACACGAAAUAAUUAUUCAGUUCGUUCUGCUAAUCAGCUGGAAAAACAAUUAAGUUUAAUAACGAAAAGUAUCACUGCUCCAGUGAAAAUGGCACCUACUCUAAAUUUUGAAGUACCAACAAUUACAGAAGAGCAACUAAAACUUUUUGAGAAAUUUAGCACUUCAGAAAAAACUCGCAAAGAAAGCUCGAGUAAGGAAUCCAACAAUAAAAAUAUAUUAAGUACAUUGAAAGACUUGGAGUCUAUUUUAAAUUUGAUUGAAAGAUCAAAAAAUAGCGAUAUUCAAAAGUGGCUGAAAGAAUAGCAUUUAAGGUGCUAGCCAAUUUUUGACGAUGAAGCAUCUUACAAAAUAAAACUCAUCAGCAUACUACUGUGUGUGCAUCGACGUAUAUUUUUUUAUUAAGUUUGAUAAAAAUGUAAAACUGAGUAUUCGAUCU